Messenger RNA from Thermothielavioides terrestris NRRL 8126, 588 nucleotides. RefSeq lists its product as uncharacterized. The transcript has 2 exons. Gene Ontology annotation, molecular function: transmembrane transporter activity. Bases 1 to 588 code for a protein of 195 amino acids. Gene Ontology annotation, biological process: transmembrane transport. NCBI's taxonomy places the organism in Eukaryota, Fungi, Ascomycota, Sordariomycetes, Sordariales, Chaetomiaceae. The record is from RefSeq and is a predicted model, not a curated record.
AUGGUCGCACCUUCCGACUCAGUGGACGACGCCGUUGCCUCAGGCUUUGCUCUGGUCUGGUUCAGCCUCGGCCUCCUCUUGGGCUUCACAGCCAUCUACGGCAUCGGAGUUGGACUGUCGUUUGCCACCUGCACAAUGAUUGCCGCCGUCGAAGCCCAAAACGACGACCUCGCAGCCGCUCAAGGCACUAUGGCCCAGGCCCGGGUCUUUGGUGGAGCGCCGGGCCUGGCCGUGUGCACCAUCGUGUUCAACAUCAAGCUGCAGAACUCACUGGGCCCUGACUCCAAAUCGAACCUAGGGCACCAGGAGCUGGACCAGAUCCAUCGCAACCUAAUCACCGGGCUUGCCCUCUCGGACGACUUCCGUCAGGAUGUUAUCCGGAUAUAUCUCGGCGCUUUCGGGGACCAGAGCUUGGUUAUACUCGCCGUCGCCGUUGUUGCACUGCUGAUGAGCCUCGGGACCUACAAGUCCGUGCCAAGCCAUGUCGUCGACGUCAUGGUUCAGCACAAGGAGCUCGCCGGCCGGCCGAGCGGCAGGGGAGACGUGGAGUUGUCGAGCGUCAGCAGUGUGCGGUCUCUUGUCCGGUAG